Scomber japonicus (chub mackerel) is the source of this 1860-nucleotide messenger RNA. RefSeq names its product cathepsin K-like. Gene Ontology annotation, biological process: immune response. The record is from RefSeq and is a predicted model, not a curated record. Gene Ontology annotation, cellular component: lysosome. The coding region runs from base 92 to 1084 and encodes 330 amino acids. NCBI's taxonomy places the organism in Eukaryota, Metazoa, Chordata, Actinopteri, Scombriformes, Scombridae. The transcript is spliced from 8 exons. Gene Ontology annotation, molecular function: cysteine-type endopeptidase activity.
CACUGACCUACUUCGACAUCAGAGGACUCACACACAGCAGUGGACUCAAGAAAGACUUCACCCAAAACUCCUACUCUCUUUGGACUCAAGGAUGUUGCCGUGUGUCUGCGUGUUGCUGCUGGUGGCCUCGGCUCUGGCCCAUCUGGAUGAAGCCACUCUGGACGCCCAGUGGGAGCAGUGGAAGGUCACGCACAGGAAGGAGUACAAUGGCCUGGAUGAAGAGGGCAUUCGCAGGGCCAUCUGGGAGAAGAACGCACGUAUGAUCGAAGCCCACAACGAGGAGGCAGCGCUCGGCAUACACUCCUACGAGAUGGGGAUGAACCACCUGGGAGACAUGACGUCAGAGGAAGUGGUUGAGAAGAUGACCGGCCUGCAGGUCCCGAUGAACAGCGAUCGCAGCUUCACCAUGUCCCUGGACGACAAGGUGUCCAAGCUUCCCAAAUCCAUCGACUACCGCAGGAAGGGAAUGGUGACUCCAGUGAAGAACCAGGGUUCAUGUGGCUCCUGCUGGGCCUUCAGCUCUGCUGGUGCCCUCGAGGGCCAGUUGGCCAAGAAGACAGGACAGCUGGUAGACCUCAGUCCUCAGAACCUGGUGGACUGCGUCACAGAGAACGACGGCUGUGGAGGAGGAUACAUGACCAAUGCCUUCAAGUAUGUGGAAGAAAAUGGAGGCAUCGACUCUGAGGAGGCUUACCCAUACAUUGGACAGGACCAGCCCUGUCGCUACAAUUCAUCAGGCAUGGCAGCUCAAUGCAAAAGCUACAAAGAGAUCCCAGUAGGAGAUGAGCAUGCACUGACUGUUGCACUGUUUAAAGUUGGUCCAGUAUCUGUGGGCAUCGAUGCCACAUUGAGCAGCUUCCAGUUCUACCAGAAAGGUGUUUACUACGACCGCAACUGUAACAAAGAUGACAUCAAUCACGCCGUCCUGGCAGUGGGCUACGGAGUCACCCCCAAGGGAAAGAAGUACUGGAUUGUCAAGAACAGCUGGAGCGAGAGCUGGGGCAACAAGGGCUACAUCCUGAUGGCGCGUAACCGUGGCAACGCUUGUGGUAUCGCCAACCUCGCCAGCUACCCCGUCAUGUGAGGAGAAGAAUUUGGAGCUCAGGGGAAGACACAAGUCAGAUUGAAGGGACUUUUCUAAGACUACUGCACACAAAGAAUACACUUGGAAAUGUACGCAGAGUUCAUUCGAAAAUGUCAGUAAUCACUACAAACAAAUACAGCAGAUAUUACUUUGUUUAAUAACACAUAUUUGAAAUACUUUAGUGUACAAUGAAAUGAAAAUCAAAUUGGACUUAUUUGUCUUUUGGGAUAAACUCUGUUGUGGAGUCUUGGAUUCCAACGUCCUUAAAAAUGUCUGAAGAUGACUUUAGUUAUCUUGAGUGAGUUGAAGGACUUUGAACUCUUAAAGUCUUUUCAGUCGUAUCUCCAGACCAACAGACCUCUUACCUCCAUAAAGAAACACAUAUACUUUAAAUACCUCCAGGAUAAUGGUACAGUAAUAGUAACCCAGAACUAGGGUUGGUUUUGUGCCAAAGUGCCAAGUUAAAUCUCCAGACCCAUCAGGCACAUCCAACAUUUGACUUGUAGGCAGUGAUAGUUUCAGUCCCAGUUUUUAAUUACAGUUUGUGUGAAAACCAAUAAAGUUCAAAUUCAGUGUGACAGGAACCGUUGCUGGGCAAUGGGAGCUCCUCCUUUCCUGUUGAUGCAGAGGGAAGCCUCUUCCUUUUAAAAUCGUAACCAGUUUGUCUUUUGAUCAUGUUGACUUUUUUGUUGUCGUUGUUGUUCUGUUCAGCACUUUUCUGAUGAUUAAACUGUAAAUUGAUGUUUUCUAUGAAAUUGAAUAAAGGUUUCAUUUUG